AUGCUAACUUCAAUUCAAAAUAACAUUACUGCUCAUGAAAAUAGAAUGUCAAGAAAACAAAAGGCAAUGCUAAAUUCUGCAUAUAUGGAACCUCACCGACCUUCUACCGCCCCCCUCGCGAGAUCCCCAAUUCACCCAGAUCUCGCUCAGCUUCUAUGUAAAUUUCAGACAGUCUUUGAUACGCCAAAAGGGCUUCCUCCCCAACGAUUUCAUGACCACCAUAUCCACUUGCAGCCUGGCACCGGUCCUAUUAAUGUGAGGCCUUAUCGUUACCCUCAUUCUCAAAAGAGUGACAUGGCCACAAUUAUCUCAGAGAUGCUUCACGAGGGUAUCAUACGACCUAGCACGAGCCUGUUUUCUUCUCCAGUUCUCCUGGUUAAGAAGAAGGAUGGAACGUGGUGCUUUUGUGUGGAUUACAGAGCUUUAAAUGAUGCUACCGUUAAGGAUCGAUUUCCGAUUCCGACAGUGGACGAAUUACUUGAUGAGCUCCACGGUGCAACAGUGUUUUCUAAAAUUGACUUACGUGCUGGGUACCAACAAAUUCGUGUCGCUCCAGAAGAUAUUUACAAGACUGCGUUCAAGACUUCUGAUGGCCACUACGAGUUUUUGGUGAUGCCGUUUGGCCUCACGAAUGCCCUAUCCACCUUCCAAUCAGCCAUGAAUGAUUUAUUCAGGUCUCAUCUUCGACGCUCUGUACUCGUUUUUUUUGACGAUAUUUUGGUUUACAAUCCAUCAUGGGAAGCCCACCUUGAUCACCUCUCUGUGGUUUUGGACUUGCUGCAAACCAAUCAGUUUUAUGCUAAAGAAUCUAAGUGCACUUUUGGUCGCUCCUCCAUAGAUUAUCUUGGGCAUAUUAUUACUGGAGAAGGAGUCAAAGUCGAUCAUUCCAAAAUUGAGGCUAUUGUCGAUUGGCCAACUCCAAGCAACCUCAAAGCCUUGCGUGGCUUCCUCGGUCUAACCGGAUACUACCGCAAAUUUGUAAAAGGGUAUGCUGCAAUCGCUGCUCCUCUUACUAAUUUAUUGCGCAAGGACCAAUUUCUAUGGGAUUCAACUACAAGUAAAACUUUUCAAGAUUUAAAGCUUGCUUUAACUUCUACCCCUGUGCUGCGGUUACCUGAUUUUGCCUCGCCUUUCUGCAUCGAGGCAGAUGCUUCUAAUAUAGCUGUUGGUGCUGUGUUAUCCCAAGGAGGUCAUCCCAUUGCUUAUUUUAGCAAGAAACUAUCUCCCCAAAUGCAAUUUGCUUCUGCAUACGUGCGAGAGAUGUAUGCCAUAACUGAGGCAGUACACAAGUGGCGCCAGUAUCUAUUGGGGCGUUCAUUUACCAUAUUCACAGAUCAACAAAGCUUGAGGAACUUAAUGACUCAAACCAUCCAAACUCCUGAGCAACAAAAGUGGUUGGCUAAGUUGUUGGGGUUCAAUUAUUCGAUCGUUUACAAGCCAGGGAGACAUAAUUUAGCUGCUAAUGCAUUGUCGAGGUGCCCUGAACCUGCGGCUCAAUAUUUGGCUACAUCGAGUCCUGUUUUCUCCUUUCUUGACUCCUUGCGCCACUAUUAUGCCACUUCUGAAACAGGACAGCAGCUUUUGAAUCAAGGCCAACAAGACUCAAAUAUGGGGUAUUCUAUAUCGGAUGGUUUAUUGUUUUAUCAAGGAAAGAUUGUGAUUCCAGAGGGCCAUGAGUUGCAAUCACAGUUGCUGCAUGAAUACCAUGGAACUCCAACAGGUGGUCAUGCAGGUAUCUCUAAGACAUAUUCUCGGCUUGCUGCAAUUUUUUUCUGGCCACAAAUGCGAAAAUCAGUCCACACUUUUGUGCAAUCUUGCCAAAUAUGUCAACAGGAUAUUUCGAUGGAUUUCAUUACAAGUCUUCCUCCCUCCAAUGGUAAAACAACUAUUUGGGUCAUUGUCGACCGAUUGUCGAAAUACGCUCACUUCAUAGCUCUUCCAAGCUCUGUGACAGCUGCCUCACUAGCUGAGCUCUUCUCUAAAGAAAUCUGUAAACUCCAUGGGGUUCCUCGCUCGAUUGUCAGUGAUAGGGAUUCACUAUUCUUGAGCCAAUUCUGGAAGGAACUCUUCAAACUUCAGGACACCUCUCUCAAAAUGAGUACUGCAUACCAUCCACAAACAGAUGGACAGACUGAGGUACUUAACCGCUGCUUAGAGACUUAUUUGCGCUGCUUUGCCAGUGACAAACCCCGCUUGUGGUCCAAGUUUUUACAUUGGGCGGAAUGGUCUUAUAACACUGCCACUCAUUCAGCCACAGGUUUUUCUCCUUUUGAAGUGGUAUACGGCAGACCCCCACCAACUAUAGCUUCUUAUGUCAUUGGCCAAACUAAAAUUGCAGCACUUGAGGACUCCCUUCUUGAGCGACAGAAUAUUCUUAAUGAGCUCAAAACUAACCUUGCUCAUGCUCAGAACAGGAUGAAGAUGCAAGCUGACCGCAAGCACUCGGAAAAGAGUUUUUCUGAAGGGGAUUGGGUCGUGCGUCGCAUCGGCUCAGUUGCUUAUGAGUUAAAGCUCCCAGAGUCAGCCAAAAUACACCCUAUAUUUCAUGUGUCCCUGCUCAAGCGUUGUUAUGGUUCUCCAACGGACAGCUUUACUCCCAUCCCUGCCUUGAGUGACGAUGAGAAACCCAUCUUAGAACCUGCUGAGAUCUUGGAGAGACGCAAAGUUUCUAGUGGAGGCAUCUUUUCUGACCAGUGCUUAGUCCAAUGGAAGGGACUUCCUGUUACUGAAGCCACCUGGGAAAGACUUGAAGACUUGAAAACCUUGUUUCCUACCUUCAACCUUGAGGACAAGGUUGGUCUUGAAGGGCAAAGCAGUGUUACGAUUACAAGGCCCAAAAGAGUCAGAAAUGCACCCCAGUUAAACAAGUAUUAUGAAAUGAGCCAUAAAUAA
Molecule: messenger RNA, 2892 nt
Organism: Corchorus capsularis
Lineage: Eukaryota; Viridiplantae; Streptophyta; Magnoliopsida; Malvales; Malvaceae
Source: the annotation of a GenBank genome assembly